UUUUCAUUACAUGCAAUGCCUACCGUUACAGAAGGAAGACAGUUCUCGAAUCCAGAGACCCCUGGGUAUGUGGGGUUCGCCAACCUACCCAACCAAGUUCACAGGAAAUCUGUGAAGAAGGGUUUCGAGUUCACACUCAUGGUGGUGGGUGAAUCGGGCCUUGGCAAAUCGACCCUCAUCAACAGUCUCUUCCUGACAGACCUCUACCCAGACCGGGUUAUACCAGGAUCAAAAGGCAAGCCGAGUCCAGCCAAACAACCCGUCAUCAUUCAGGGUAAACGCCCCGAACUCACCUCUGAAGAAAAAAUGCAUCAGACCCUGAAGAUUGAUGCAUCGUCGGUUGAGAUUGAGGAGCGAGGGGUUAAGCUCCGUCUGACAGUUGUGGAUACGCCUGGGUUCGGUGAUGGAAUUGACAAUGACAACUGUUUUAAUAAAAUUAUAAAAUACAUCGACGACCAAUACGAGAAGUUCCUUCGGGACGAGAGUGGCCUUAACCGACGAAACAUUAGUGACAACCGAGUACACUGUUGCUUUUACUUCAUUAAUCCAGCAGGGCAUGGUCUGAAACCCCUAGAUGUUCAGUUUAUGAAGGCCAUUCACAACAAAGUCAACAUUGUACCAGUUAUAGCCAAGUCGGACACUUUAACCUUGCAAGAAGUACAGAGGCUAAAGUCGAGAAUUCUGGGCGAGAUUCAAAAGCAUGGUAUCCAGAUCUACACACUGCCAGAAUGUGACUCGGAUGAGGAUGAAGAUUAUAAAGAACAAUGUAAACAACUAAAGGCCGCAGUUCCAUUUGCUGUUGUGGGGUCUAGCCAAGUUGUAGAAGUUAAAGGUCGUAAGGUCAGAGGUCGUGUGUAUCCAUGGGGUGUUGUAGAAGUCGAAAACCCUGAUCAUUGUGAUUUCAUCAAGCUCAGAACAAUGCUCAUCACGCACAUGAAUGAUCUCCAGGAAGUCACCCAAGAUAUACAUUACGAAAACUACCGAUUAGACAACCUCAAGGGCGGUGGUGGAGAACCUAAGAGAGUCAAACACUCGCGUAAAUCUGAUGUGGAGACAACCGAGAAGGAAAGGGAGUUAGCUGCAAAGGAUGCAGAGUUGCGACAAAUGCGCGAAAUGCUUGCUAAGAUGCAGGCGGAGAUGAAGAAGAACCCUGUGCAGAAUGGUGGACCAGCUUCAGGCAAGGCUCACUAAGUGCAUUUGAAUAUCAGUCAUUGUUCAGCUCUACCUGGGUCAGCAGCCAGUCACUUCUAUUCAUGUGGGAUCAAAAUUCUCCAGACGGUGCAUUUGUGUAAUGUUUGCCUAGACAGCUGUUAAUAUUGCUAGUGUCACUCUCGAAACGAGAUUAAGGAUUGCGAGAGUUCUGCUUGGAGAGGAUGGAAAAAUGUGCAAAGAAUGACAAUUAAAAAUUUCUGAGACUUUUAUGUGGGUGAGUUUGGCCCAAAUUGGGUGGAACGUACAUUUCCACCUAAUUGCUUGAACAAUACAUGAGAAUCUGUAAUUUCUACAAGACGUGUUAAGAAAAUAUGUAAGAAGGCGCCCCAAGGCCAGUGGCCUGGAAUCAUCUUUGAUUAGUCUUCAAUUUGGGACUGGUGGGCAGUUCCCAUCCUCAGGGCCAAAUCACACUGCUUCUAAAUGCUGGAAGAUUUAGUCGAAUCUUUCUUCAACAACUUUCUUACUCUUGUAACUACACCAACAUGACCAAUCAAUAAAAAGUUGCACUCAAUUUGCUUCUAACAGACUGAUGGGCACCAUGUUAAUGAUGUACUUGAUACACAUAACUAGCUAAUAACUAGCUAAUAACUAGCUAAUUAGAAGCAUAAUCUAAUGCUUUGAUUUCACUGCAGCAGGAAACAGGCAUUUCACAGGGGUUGGAUUAGUUUCAGUCUAAGUAAGUGGCUUAGUAAUGGUACUGUCCCCAAAGCCUGUGAAAGUUGAGAAACUGUGACGGUGAACAUCAGUAGUCGAAGUGGGCCUAAAAAUGUACGAUCUAGAAACUUGGUCUCAAGAGCUUCAAAAUCAAUUUGUUAGUGGUAAAGAACACCACUUAAUGAAAUGUGCUUGUUUUCCUCUGUAUGGUAUCAUAAUGUCUGUGAGGAGAAGAAGCAAACCUGUGGUCUUUGUCAAUUUUCCUUUGUCUCCUUGUACACAUAAUCUCUGAGAUUCUUGUAUAUGUGUUUGCACGGUUAACAUGACAGGAGUUCGAGCUUUAGUAGUUUUAAUCUCUGUUGUAUCAUUACUAGAUAUUCAAGCUACAUCGAUGCAUGCAGCCGACAAACUGGUUUUGCUAGUCACCUUUGCAUCAAAUUUCUACUGAAAAAUUAAUACUCUUUGUAGAUGUUCUAAUGAAAUAAUCAUAAAUUCUUUCUGUUGUGGGAGAAUUACUUUUCACUCAGUGGCCGAGAAGUCUUACCCAAGGUUUUGUCAUACGGCCAUAUAGGUGAUGAUAGUCUUUAUUUCCUUCAGUAAACUUUACACUUGUUUUUAGCUCGCAGUACCAUUUGGCUCUGGCUGCAUGUGUUUGUGUAAGAAUGUUAAACAUAUCAUGGCCCUUUCUGUUGGUAGUCUGAAUUUUAUCGCCCAGUGAGAGGGAACUUCAACCCCAACUGAGGGCAUCACUGGCUGUGAAUGUGAUAUUGGCUCUGGGACCAGCUUGUGUCCUGGCAUAUGUGUUUCUUGAUUUCUUCACUUUGGGCCAUGAAAUUCAACACUUGACAGUGAAAGUGGUCAUACAUAUAGUCACCUGUCAUAUUCGUUUAUUUAUCAAUCAUGUAUUUCGCUAGCUAGUGUACAUUAGAUUUUGGUUGCACCAUCGGGUUCACCCAGAAAACAAAAAAAAUGCUUGGUCCUUCGUAUUAAGGAAGGAGGUGUUCAGUGAUCAGUUCCACAGUAUACAAAAAAUUAAAGGUUUGAAAGCACCAAAAUUCUUUCCUGGAGGAUCGCAUUAGGCCUAGUCCUAUUUAACUGAAAUGAAAUUUUGAUCCAACAGAUUGGAAUCUCUCAUACAUGACAACUUAUCUUCUUUUCUUACAAAAUUAAUAAAUGUACUUAUAUAAGUAAUGUAUUGCUAUUGUUCAUGUAUCAUUUAACACUAUUGAAAAACGCAAUAUUUGAAAUUGUAGGGUACAGUAAUUUUGUACUUUCUGUAUUCAUGGUAAAGAUGUUGUCAAUAAUGCUGUGUAUGAUAUUGGCAGACUCGGUAGUUUAAAAUAAUAUUCGUACUAAUCACAUUGUCAGCUAAUUGUGCAGGCUUCUGUUAUUGUAUAAGCAAAAUUUUGGCUUUGUUGCAAAACGAUUCUAUUUCUUGUUGUCCACCUAAAGAUACCUCCUGUAAAUUUUAUCCCACCGACUUAAAGGCCUUGUCCUCUCAUGGAACACGUAUUUUUCAGCGAGUAACUACAUUUCAUUGUACAAUUUAGAGCUUGAUAGUCUGUGUAUUCCUUGGCGAUGCUACCUGUCCCUGUACUUGACCUGUGUAACGUUACUUACCAUCACAGUGAACAUAAAUGUAUAUAAUAUGCAUUGCACGUUCAUGCAAAAUAAGAAAAUUCAGGUAAUAAGUGUUAAAUUUCAGUGAGAAUUCUGGGCCUUUGAGAUUUCAUGUUAGAUUGAGGUGAUGGGCUGUGCAUGUGUGAACACAAUUUGGACAACUUCCGAUAUUGAAUUGUUCAGCGAUGCUUUUGGCUUCACUUACAAACCCCUUUGAUCAUCAAAACUAUGUUCUGAGAUUGAUAUGAGAUUCUAUUACAGUUUUUCGAUUUUCUGUGUUGUGAAAGGUAGAUUUAUAAAUUCUCUUGCAAUAUUGAUGGCAGAUUAUCUCCGAUUGUCUGAAAAAGAUGAUACACUCAUAAUCUUGUCUUCAAAGAUAUAUGAAUAAAUCUUCUGAUGAGAUGUUUUUGCUUGAUGCCAAAUUCUGCCUGAGCUGUUUUAUGAGGAGAAAAUUAAGAAAAUGGAUAGCAUUGUGUACUACUGGGUAGAGAUUUGAUUAGUAAUGUUGUCUGCUUAAUUGUGCAAUAAGUGCUUGUAUUGGGACUAACUAACAAUUCUACAUGACAAAAAUCGGUUCAUGUAUUUGUUCUUUAAAUUAGAGUUGUAUGUCUCGUAACUAUGAAAUUAUUGUAAAAAUAAAUAAAACGGCCGGCUGAAGAUGAGCCUUUUCUUUCGAAGCCGUGCCGUGCCUCUUUCAAGUCCAAGUUCACUUUUGCAUGUUGUUAACUUGGUCCCGUGGAAGUGCUGGUUCAGGCCUUACAUGUACGUCCUCAGGUGGCAGCAUUGGUCUUAACUAGCAUUUCUAGUGAUCCGUAUGUAAACAAUGAGCAUACAUUAACCUGGCCUCGAACCUAAACAAAAAAUGUGUCACGCAAAAAGUUUCUUUGGGGCACAGCUCAAAAUACAAGAAACGCCUCAUCACCUGAUUACAAUGUGUAUUUGAGCUAGUCUUAAAUGGCUUUGUUCCUCAUCGUCGAAUUGUAGUUGUGUCUUGAAGUACCUUUCUGCACCCUGAAAUUAUUUAGUUUAGUUAUCUUGUCUUGGGUAUUGUGCUUCAGCUUGGUGCUUGCUGUAAAAUUAUCAAGGCUAACUGAAUUUAUCAAUGUUCUGUAUUAUUAGUAUCUUCAUCUGUAGUUCACUUCACCCAACUUUGCCCAGAUCAUCUAUGCUGUGAGAUCAGGUGACCUGUACAUCAGUGUAGAGGCUGUUUGGGCCCAGAUCAUCUAUGCUGUGAGAUCAGGUGACCUGUACAUCAGUGUAGAGGCUGUUUGGACCCAGAUCAUCCAUGCUGUUAGAUCAGGUGAACUGUACAUCAGUGUAGAGGCUGUUUGGGCCCAGAUCAUCCAUGCUGUUAGAUCAGGUGAACUGUACAUCAGUGUAGAGGCUGUUUGGGCCCAGAUCAUCCAUGCUGUUAGAUCAGGUGAACUGUACAUCAGUGUAGAGGCUGUUUGGGCAUUGCUGGGUAAGAUAAACGUAUUGGUAUCUACAGUAGUUUCUCGGCUAGACAGUUUUAAAACACUCGACCGUACCGUGUCGUUGGUCUGACGUUACUCGUGUAUGGUGAUUACAGUUUUGUACUACCUUUUAUUUUGUAUAGACUUAUACAAUAAACCAAAAGUCAUACCAUCAA
Lineus longissimus is the source of this 5116-nucleotide messenger RNA. RefSeq names its product septin-1-like. Gene Ontology annotation, cellular component: microtubule cytoskeleton; septin complex; cell division site. The coding region runs from base 16 to 1191 and encodes 391 amino acids. Gene Ontology annotation, biological process: cytoskeleton-dependent cytokinesis; cell division; intracellular protein localization. Lineage: Eukaryota; Metazoa; Nemertea; Pilidiophora; Heteronemertea; Lineidae. The record is from RefSeq and is a predicted model, not a curated record. The transcript has 12 exons. Gene Ontology annotation, molecular function: molecular adaptor activity; GTPase activity; GTP binding.